AGCUUCACAGAAGGACGGGUGGAUCCCACCUGUUUUUGUGCAUCCCAUGAAACCAUAGUUCACUUCACCGGCUUCACAUACUCGUCUUGGUCAGACUACAACGGCACUACCAUGCGUGUUCAAGCUUCUUUGCUUAUUACUGCUUCCUUUCAUUUCAUCUUAUGUCAUCCCGCCAACCCGCCAAUCUCUCUCCCCAUUUUCUGAUUUCUACUUCUAAUUUUAACAAACGACCAUGGAGAGCGCACACACUCUUCCACUCUUUCCGCUCUCCUUCGUCACCUUCUUCAUCCUCUGUUUUCUCGCUCUGUUUUCCCAUGCUGCCAUUUUCAAUUCAAUCACUCAGGGCCAGUUGAUCAGAGACGGCGACACAGUCGUAUCAAAUGGACUCAAUUUCGAGUUGGGUUUCUUCAGUCCCCAAGAUUCCCCUGUGCGAUACGUCGGGAUUUGGUACAGCGUCCCCGGACCGUCGGUGAUAUGGGUUGCGAACAGAGGAAACCCAAUUAAAGACAAGGAAGGGGCUAUAACAAUUAGCAGAGAUGGCAACUUGGUCAUCUUGGACGGGCAAAACAACACAGUCUGGUCCAGUAACGUGUCAAUCCCAAUCCCGAGAAACAAGUCGAAGGCUUUUCUCCGGGACGACGGAAACCUUAUUCUUUCGAGUAGCCCUACUAACAGGAAGUUGUGGAAGAGCUUUGAGCAUCCAACAGAUACAUUUCUACCUGGUAUGAUUGUUCCAGUAAAUGAAACAAUGGGAGAGGUACGUACUUUUGUGUCUUGGAAAUCUGCUGAUAAUCCUUCACCAGGGAACUACACAAUGGGACUCGAUCCUCGUGCAGCACUCCAGAUAGUGAUUUGGGAAGGAAGCAAAAGGAGAUGGAGAAGUGGGUAUUGGGAUGGUAGAAUAUUCACAGGUGUGUCAAACAUGACCAGCAGUUAUCUUUAUGGUUUUAGACUCAAUGUGAAUGAUGACCAAACCAGGUACUUAACAUAUAAUCCACUGAACAGUUCUGAAAAGGUCAGGUUUCAGAUAGGCUGGGAUGGGACUGAAAGGGAGCUCAUUUGGGAUGAAGGCGAGAGAAAGUGGACUACUGUGGAAAGGGAGCCAUAUAAUGAUUGUGACCUGUAUAACAAGUGUGGGAAUUUUGGGGUAUGCUGUUUAUCCACUUCACCGAUCUGUAAUUGCUUAAAGGGAUUUGAGCCAAAGGAUUGGGAUCAGUGGCAGAAAGGGAACUGGUCGGGUGGGUGUAAAAGGAGAACCCCACUAAAGAAUGAGAUCAAAGCUAGUAAUGGAACAGACAAAAAUGUUAAGGAUGAUGGAUUCUUGAUGAUUAGGUGUAUGAAAUUGCCUGAUUUUGUAAAUUUGGUGGCUGAUAGGAACUCUGGCAUUGAUACUACCAAAGAGAAUUGUGAGAAUCGCUGUGUUUCGGAUAGUAAUUGUACUGCUUAUGCUUAUGUUAUUGGGAUCGGGUGCAUGAUUUGGCAUGGGGAGUUAGUUGAUAUUGACCACUUUGGAAAGGGAGGAAACACGUUGUUCAUCCGCCUUGCUGCUUCUGAAUUAGGCAAUAGGAGUAAAAAGACUGAGAUAAUGAUAAUAGCAUCGGUUGUAGCAGGAGUAAUCUGCCUAGGACUGUGCGUGUGGCUAGCAUAUAUAUUUCAAAGAAAAAGCAAAGCUUCAGGAGGCAAGAAUGAUAAUGUACCCAUAUUUGUUACAAAUAAGAGUAGAGAUUCUUCAGUAGAUGUUUCCGGAUCAACUGAGUUUAGUUUGGAAGGGAAUCAACUAAGCGGGCCAGAAUUACCAUUCUUCAAUUUCAAUUGCAUCGCAAUAGCCACUAACAAUUUCUCAGAAGAGAAUAAGCUCGGAGAGGGGGGAUUUGGUCCUGUCUACAAGGGAAAGCUUCCAGGGGGAGAAGAAAUAGCAGUCAAGAGACUUUCAAGAUGUUCAGGCCAAGGAUUAGAGGAGUUCAAAAAUGAGAUGGUGCUGAUAGCUAGACUACAACAUAGAAAUUUGGUGAGACUAUGGGGAUGUUCCAUCCAAGAGGAGGAGAAGUUGCUGGUAUAUGAAUACUUGCCUAACAAAAGCUUGGAUUGUUAUUUAUUCGACCCAGUUGAGCAGAAAAAAUUAGACUGGAAAAAACGAUUUGAAAUCAUUGAAGGCAUUGCAAGAGGGAUACUUUAUUUACACAGAGAUUCUAGACUUCGAAUCAUUCAUCGUGAUCUAAAAGCAAGUAAUAUUUUGCUAGAUGAAAAUAUGAAUCCGAAAAUUUCAGAUUUUGGCUUGGCCAGAAUAUUUGGAGGCAACCAAAACGAAGCCAAUACAAAUAGAGUAGUUGGCACAUAUGGUUAUAUGGCACCAGAAUAUGCAAUGGAAGGUCUCUUUUCAGUGAAAUCUGAUGUUUAUAGUUUUGGUGUGUUACUACUUGAGAUUGUGACUGGCCGUAAGAAUACAAGCUUCCGUGAUAAAGAUGGCCCAAGUCUGAUUGGAUAUGCAUGGAGACUCUGGAAUGAAGAGAGAGGGAUGGAGCUUGUGGACCCCAAAAUCCGUGAUUCAACACCAAGAAGGAAAGCUUUGAGAUGGAUACAGAUAGGGAUGUUGUGUGUGCAGGAUUCUGCAGGUCACAGACCAACCAUGUCUACUGUGGUUCUGAUGUUAGAGAGUGAAACCAUGGCUCUUCCAUGUCCCAGACAACCUUUGAUUUGCUCGAGUUCUGAGGAUGAACAUGUACAUAUGGAUGGGCCUCUUGAUGCGUCCUCAAAUGGUUUGACAAUUACAGUGGAUCUAGUCAGAUAGCAGAACUGCAUCUUUCUCUUUCCUCUCUUUUUCAUUUUUUUUGAGGCUCAUUAGUGUGAUCACCCUUUAAACACAUGAUACAGUCACAAGAUUAAAUCAGUUUUUCGAUUUUUAUUUUAUCUAUAGUACAGAUGAACAUGAGCAGUGUCAGGUGUUAGUUUUGAACUGGGAUUGUAAAGAUGUAAGAUUUAAGAUAUUUUUAAGAUUCAAUUGUACAUGGGAAGAAAAACAUUGGAUGGAUUUAGAGUUCAACUUGAAUUCAACCCAUUUAAA
Messenger RNA from Neltuma alba, 3061 nucleotides. RefSeq names its product G-type lectin S-receptor-like serine/threonine-protein kinase B120. The coding region runs from base 233 to 2788 and encodes 851 amino acids. The transcript has 8 exons. Gene Ontology annotation, molecular function: ATP binding; protein serine/threonine kinase activity. Gene Ontology annotation, cellular component: plasma membrane. The record is from RefSeq and is a predicted model, not a curated record. Lineage: Eukaryota; Viridiplantae; Streptophyta; Magnoliopsida; Fabales; Fabaceae. Gene Ontology annotation, biological process: protein phosphorylation; recognition of pollen.